AUCCUCACAGUGCCCCUCGACGCAGUGAAAGCCACGUCGGACAUGUUCUUCCGGAACGAGUGGACGAUAAUGCAGGAGGUAGGAGAUUUGCCGCGGCCGCCAUCUCUUGAAAGUUUUCAUAUUUGGCGAAGGGGGGGAAUUGUGAAGAUGGCUGGGAGACCUUCCCCUUGCCAUGUCCUUCUGCACCAAUGGCGUCCUCCUCUUCCGCGCUCUCUCUCGCCCUCAGCCUUCCUCCUUCUCGCCUUUGCACCCCCCACCGCCACCAAGCGUUACAGCCCUCCCCAGUUUCCUUCUUGACCGCCACAACCCUCAGCAGUGUUCCGGCCUUCAGCUCACUCGUCCUUUGCCGGAAGCGCCCUCAGGAAGCGCACCUCCGGUCUCGCCAAAGCGCUGGCGAUUACGCGCACUAUGCUCCAAUAGACGCUCUCGAUUCGCAGACACGCGAGGAAGAUGGCGGGAGGGAAGAGGAAGAACAGAUUUCUAGGGCAACGCUGAUAUGGAGGGCGGUGAAACUUCCUAUUUACACUGUUGCGCUCAUUCCGCUUAGUGUUGGUAGCUCGGUGUCGUAUUUCCAGACGGGGAUUUUUCACGCCGGGCGGUACUUUGUGCUCUUGUUCGCGUCUAUCUUCAUUAUCGUUUGGCUCAAUUUGAGUAAUGAUGUUUUCGAUUCGGACACGGGCGUCGAUAAGAACAAAAAAGAGUCCGUGGUGAACAUCGUUGGCAGUCGUGAUGCAACUCUUUACGCUGCCAAUGUAUUCCUUGCUGCUGGAUUAGCCGGCCUCAUCUAUGCUUGCGUCCAAGGGGGUGAUCUCCGAGCUAUCGCAUUGUUAAUUGGCUCCAUAGUUUGCGGAUAUGUUUAUCAGUGCCCUCCGUUCCGGCUCAGUUACAAAGGACUGGGAGAACCACUUUGUUUUCUAGCCUUCGGUCCUCUUGCAACUACUGCAUUCUACCUAUCACAAGGGAGCAAGAGUGAAGCUAUUCAACUCCCCUUGACAGUUCACAUUGCAUCUGCAUCGAUACUUGUGGGCUUGACAACAGCACUGAUUCUCCUUUGUAGUCACUUUCAUCAGGUUGAUGAAGACCGUGCUGUUGGCAAACUUUCUCCUCUGGUUAGAAUGGGAACAAACACGGGAUCUGUUGUGGUGAAGGCUCUGGUUGUGACAUUAUAUGUGGUUUUAUCAGCUACGGUUAUACUGAAGACUCUUCCUUUAUCAUGCUUAUUUCUGUGCAUGCUUACUCUACCAAUAGGAAGAAUGGUUAUUAAUUACGUUGAGCAAAAUCAUAGUAACAAGAUCAAAAUUUUCAUGGCAAAAUAUUAUUGUGUCCGGCUUCAUACGCUGUUUGGAGCUGCAUUAACUGCUGGUCUGGUUGUGGCAAGGAAGAUGGUGGUUAUUUGAAUUCUUCAAUGGUGACUCAUGAAAGGGACAAGGAAGUAAUGCAUAGAUAAUUUCCUCUAAGCAUCCAGUCUGUUCCCCUUUUUUCAAUCAGCCAGCGGCAAUGGAUUCCAUCUUACUGGUGCUAGUGAAAAAUUGACCUGCAUGUGCAGCGUGCUGUGUACAUGGGCCAAGAAAGGAUCUGGGGGCUUCUAUCUUACUGGAGCUAACUGGACCUGCUUGUGCAGCGAGCUAUGUACAUUGGGCAGGGAAGAAUCACAAUCUUGAGACUGGGGACUCCCUUCUCCAUGUAAUUUGUUGUGCCGCUUGCCAGGAGUAAAUGUUUUUAUCUGUAAUUAAGCCCCUUGGUUAGCCAAUGCUGGUUUUGUAAGGCUAUAAAUUCCAGGAAUCAUGGAUACUGUUGGGUACUAA
This is a messenger RNA of Nymphaea colorata (pocket water lily), 1805 nucleotides long. RefSeq names its product 2-carboxy-1,4-naphthoquinone phytyltransferase, chloroplastic. Gene Ontology annotation, molecular function: prenyltransferase activity. NCBI's taxonomy places the organism in Eukaryota, Viridiplantae, Streptophyta, Magnoliopsida, Nymphaeales, Nymphaeaceae. Gene Ontology annotation, cellular component: membrane. Bases 189 to 1397 code for a protein of 402 amino acids. Gene Ontology annotation, biological process: phylloquinone biosynthetic process. The record is from RefSeq and is a predicted model, not a curated record. The transcript has 10 exons.